Molecule: messenger RNA, 2918 nt
Organism: Dicentrarchus labrax (European seabass)
Lineage: Eukaryota; Metazoa; Chordata; Actinopteri; Moronidae
Product: nuclear factor 7, ovary-like
Exons: 3
Coding region: 203-1615 (470 amino acids)
Molecular function (GO): protein binding; zinc ion binding
Source: RefSeq, a predicted model, not a curated record
GUCUUACGAAGCUCCACCUCCGUGACUCAACAGUGACAAACCAGUAAACAGUGUUAUUCUUCCUCACUAAAGAGGGACUCACAGAUUGAAACACAGACGAUCAGAUUCACCCUCAACUCUCCUCUUCCUCUGAGUUCAGCUACAGGAGAGAAAACUACAACCUGCUGACGCUCCACAUACUGAAUCCUCACUCAGAGACGUAAUGGAUUCAAGAUCAGAGGAGUAUCUCUGCUGUCCGGUCUGUCAUGACGUCUUUAGAGAUCCUGUUCUUCUGUCAUGUAGCCACAGCUUCUGUAAAGACUGUCUGAAGAGCUGGUGGGGAGAGAAACAAUCAAAGAAAGAAUGUCCAGUUUGUAAGAGAAAAUCUUCAAAGACAGAACCACCUUCAAACCUGGUGUUAAAGAACCUGUGUGAGGCCUUCUUGUUGGAGAGAGACCAGAGAUCUUCAGAGGCUCUCUGCAGUCUGCACUCGGAGAAACUCAAACUCUUCUGUCUGGACCAUCAGCAGCCAGUUUGUGUCGUCUGCAGAGAUUCAGAAAAACACACCAACCAUAGAUUCAAACCCAUCAAUGAAGCUGCACGACAACAGAAGAGGACACUUGAGGAAACUCUGGAGCCCUUAAAGGAGAAGUUAAAGGUUUAUGAACAAGUUAAAGUGAAGUUUAAUCAAACAGCAGAACACAUUAAGGUCCAGGCCCAACAGGCAGAGAGGCAGAUCAAGGAGCAGUUUAAGAAGCUUCACCUGUUUCUACAAGAGGAAGAGGAGGCCAGGCUGACUGCACUGAGGGAGGAAGAGGAGCAGAAGAGUAAGAUGAUGAAGGAGAAGAUGGACGCUCUGAGCAGAGAGAUAGCAGCUCUUUCAGACACAGUCAGAGCCACAGAGGAGGAGCUGAGAGCUGAAGACGUCUCAUUCCUGAGCAACUACAAGGCUGCAGUGGAAAGAGUCCAGCAGCGCCUCCUACUGGAGGAUCCACAGCUGCCCUCAGGAGAUCUGAUAGACGAGGCCAAACACCUGGGCAACCUGACCUUCAGCAUCUGGAACAAGAUGAAAGACAUGGUCUCCUACAGUCCUGUGAUUCUGGAUCCAAACACUGCUCAUCCAAACCUCAUCCUUUCUGAAGAUCUGACCUCUGUGAAACGAGGACACGGAUGCAAGCUUCCUGAAAAUCCAGAGAGGUUUGAUUUGUAUCCCGUUGUUCUGGGCUCUGAGGGCUUCAACUCAGGGACUCACAGCUGGGAUGUCGAGGUUGGAGACAGUAUUUCCUGGAGACUGGGCGUGUUAGCAGAGUCUGCACAGAGGAAGAGACUCAUACAGUCUGGAUUAUGGGUGAUAUGGUUUUGUGGAGGUAAAUACUCAGCGUGGUCGCCACCGGGUCCACCCACUGCUCUCCGAGUGCAGAAGAAGCUCCAGAGGAUCAGACUGAAUCUGGACUGGAACAGAGGAAAGUUGUCGUUCUCUGAUCCUGAUACUAACACACAAAUACACACCUUCACACACACUUUCACUGAGAGGAUGUUUCCUUACAUUAACAGCUGGGAUAAACUGAAGAUAUUACCACUGAAGGUCUGUGGUAAUAUGACUUUAUUUGCCUUCCAAGACUCUCAGUUUCAGUGAGCAUGAACGCUGUUGGAGGUGGAGCUGAAGACCAAUCAGAAAGCACCAAGACAAAGGACCACAGCUCUGCCCCGAACCACAAAGACACCUCGUACUGUUUUACAUAAAGGUCCAACUAUUUAAUCAAACUCCAUUUUGGUUUGAUUUCAGUUCUUCCAGCAAAGGUUUAAUGGAUCAAUAAUCUCACAUUCUGACUGCAGUUCAAUUAGGCUGCGUUCACACUGCAGGCACAAGUUUAUUCACAAAGAAUCUGAUCUUUGAAGUUCUGAUUUGGGCCACUUUAUCACUUUAUUAUGGUCCAAAUCAGAUGCAGGUCUUUUUUUUCUCCAUAUCAUAUCCAUAAUAUCCAUAUUAAUAUGACUUUUACGUCACUCUAGAUUUACAUUUGAUCCUGUUCACACUAGAAUCUGAUACUUCCUGAGGCUUGCAGUGUGAAAGUAGCCUUACAUUCAUUUCAGUUCCACUCGAUCAAUCCCAUCCUUUCAUGUAGAAGAAGCACUCAGAUCCUUAACUGGAGUAAAAGCACCAGUUCAAAAAUGUAAGAAAUCUCUGUUACAGGUGAAAGUACUUCAUUCAAAAUCCUACUGAAGUAUCACUGAUAGUUUAUCAGUAAAGUACUCAUUGUGCAGAAAAAUACAUUUCCUGUGAGUUUUAUGUAACAUAUGAUAUUAUUACUGAUGCAUAAGUGUGUAAGUUACUUUUUACUGCUGCAGCUGCUCCAGGUGGAGCUGGUUUUCACUACUUUUAUACAGUUAGUUAGCUAGUUCAGUGCAGUGGGGAGCCAAAUAGGACUUUUCUAAUAUAGUUUCAAAGCAAUAUUCUAACAGACACCAGUUUGUGAUAAUAACUCGGUAUGUUUUCCUCUGUUCUUAAUAAUAUGUACAUUUUAGUUUUUAUUACUGAGAAACAAGUGGGAUUAUUCCAGAUAACUCAGUAUACACUAUAAAUUCUACAAAUAGGCGUAGAACUAAUGUCUAAGAAUUAAUUUGGUUUAAAGAUAACAUGCAUCAUCUGGUAUUAAUAUGUGCUUAUGUUGUAUUUAUAAACAGUUAUUGGCCAAUAUUCAGUGUUUUCUCCCCACUCAGGAUGUAAAGAGGUCAAUAUUGGUCGGUCAAUCAAUCCGUCUUCCUGUCUGACUUCUGUCCAAAAUAUCAGAUGAUUGUUUCUGACCUUUUGUGUGGUCCCUACGUCAGGUCAACAUGUCCAUAAAAAUAACGUCCAGACUUCAUUAAAGUUCUCUGAAUAUGUCUUUUCCUCAGUACUCAAGCCUCUAUGUGCAUAAAAGAUAUAUAUCAAAACUUAA